CUUGCGGCUUUCCGUCGAAUUCCUGCUUUGAGGCCUGAUGCGCAAGGGCUAAAGGGCUGACGGCGGCUUCCGAAGAAGCGAGGCGGGUGGUCACCAGUCUAAUUCACAUCCCGGUGAUCGCGGUGAUUGCGAAAGAGAGUUGUUGCCCACAGACCCCUAGCGGUCCUAAGCAGCCGGUCUUCUUGGUGUACUGUUUUCUUAUUGUGGUUAGAUCAUGGAAAAUCAGUUGGCUAAAUCAACUGAAGAACGAACAUUUCAGUAUCAGGAUUUUCUUCCAUCACUGCCUGUUCCUUCACUUGGAGAAACAUUAAAAAAAUAUCUUGAAUCAGUAAAGCCAUUUGCAAAUGAAGAAGAAUAUAAGAAAACUGAAGAAAUAGUUCAGAAAUUUCAAAAUGGAAUUGGAGAAAAAUUACAACAGAAAUUACUUGAAAGGGCAAAAGGAAAAAGAAAUUGGCUGGAAGAGUGGUGGCUGAAUGUUGCCUACCUGGAUGUUCGAAUGCCAUCACAACUGAACAUCAACUUUGCAGGUCCUGCCCCUCAUUUUGAACACUACUGGCCUCCAAAAGAAGGCACUCAGUUAGAAAGAGGAAGUAUAGUUCUUUGGCAUACCUUGACCUACUGGCAGCUAUUAAGAAAAGAAAAAGUACCUGUUGAUAAAGCUGGAAAUACUCCUCUUGAUAUGAAUCAGUUUCGAAUGCUGUUUUCUACCUGCAAGGUUCCAGGAAUUACUAGAGAUUCAGUCAUUAAUUAUUUUAGGACUGAAAGUGAAGGGCACUCCCCAAGUCACAUUGCAGUGCUAUGUCAAGGCCGAGUUUUUAUCUUCGAUGUAUUACAUGAAGGAUGUUUGAUCACCCCACCAGAAUUUCACAGACAAUUAACAUACAUCUACAAGAAGUGCCACAGUGAACCCAACGGACCUGGGGUAGCAGCAUUAACUAGUGAGGAGCGAACUCGAUGGGCUAAGGCAAGAGAAUAUCUGAUUGGUCUUGAUCCAGAGAACUUGACUUUGUUAGAAAAAAUUCAGAGCAGUUUGUUGGUAUUUUCUAUAGAGGAUCACAGUCCACAGGUGGAACCAGAAGAUUAUUCUCAGUUAACUACAAUGCUUCUUAUUGGAGAACCAAGAAUACGCUGGGGUGACAAAUCCUAUAGCAUAAUUUCCUUUUCUAAUGGACUGUUUGGCUGUAAUUGUGACCAUUCUCCUUAUGAUGCAAUGGUUAUAGUGAACAUCAGCAGCUAUGUCGAUAACAAAAUUAUUGAGAAUGAAGGAAGGUGGAAGGGUUCAGAAAAAGUAAGGGAUAUACCACUUCCAGAAGAACUUGUUUUUACCGUGGAUGAGAAAAUAUUAAAUGACAUCAGUCAAGCUGAAGCCCAGUUCCUCAAGGAGGCAUCUGACCUGAAGGUUGUGGUACAACCCUUUACAUCUUUUGGGAAAAAUCUAACCAAGCAGAAGAAGCUUCACCCUGAUACGUUUAUUCAGCUUGCACUUCAGCUGGCCUAUUACAGACUUCAUGGACGCCCUGGUUGCUGCUAUGAAACAGCUAUGACAAGAUAUUUUUAUCAUGGUCGUACAGAGACUAUGCGAUCUUGUACAGUGGAAGCAGUCAGGUGGUGCCAGUCCAUGCAGGAUCCUUCCACCAGUCCACUUGAACGACAAGAAAAGAUGUUACAAGCUUUUGCAAAACAUAAUAAAAUGAUGAACGAUUGUUCAACUGGAAAAGGAAUUGACCGUCACCUCUUAGGUCUCUUUCUCAUAGCAAAAGAGGAAGGUCUCCCUGUUCCAGAACUCUUUACAGAUCCACUUUUCUCCAAAAGUGGAGGAGGUGGAAAUUUUGUUCUUUCAACAAGCCUGGUUGGUUAUUUACGAUUCCAGGGACUGGUGGUUCCCAUGGUACAUAAUGGAUAUGGAUUAUUCUACCACAUCAGAGAUGACAAGUUUUUUGUGGCCUGUACAGCCUGGAAAUCAUGUCCGGAGACGGAUGCAGAAAAGUUAGUUAAGCUGCUUUUUCAUGCUUUCCAUGAUAUGAUACAGCUGACGAACCCUGCUCAUCUUUAGAGACUAUUUAUUGAUUAUUGAUUAAGCAUUUACCAAAAUGUAUCAUUGAACUGGAAAUAUAUCACUAAACUGGGAGUGGGCUGAUUAUAAGAGAUGGGAGGAAUGUUCACGUAAGAGGAAACUUGUUAAAUGUGGAAGUUAGUAGAAUCAUGCUCUCAAAAUGUAUUCUGCCGUAGAAGGUAGAAAUGUUUUUUAAGCCUCCUCUGCAACAGCAAUGCAAAUUAUUAGAAUAAUGAACAUAGAACUAUGCAAUGUUUAAGAUAUGCCUCAACAAUGCAAAUCUACAAGUUUUAAAAAUGCAAAUUUUGCUCUGAUUUAAAUAUUGUUGUUAGUACUUAUACAGAUUAUAAAUCUUCUCUAUGAACAACAUUGUAGAAUCUAUUUCUUAAGCACUUUAAUAUUUUCUAGUUGCCAAAGGGUAUGAAAUACAUGAUUGGAUGCUAAUUUCUCUAAAAUCAGUGCCUUCCACACUCACCACCUGGAUACAAACCUAUUAUGUUUCUCAGGAAAGACCACUACAGUUUAAUGAUGAUCUAAAAUAGCUUCUGUUGAACAGACAGAAGAAUAGAUCAUAGUAAGAAGAUUUACACCCUCUAACGUGCAAAGACCCCAAACAAAAUUCAUUAUGGUAUAUCAUUGUAAUUACUUUUGUAAAUAUAAAAACAAAGCACUUAUAUUUAAAAUGCAUUGUUAUAGUUAAUGACUUUUAAAAGGUUAAAUUUUGAAUCAAAUUCUUAGGAUGUUUUUCUCCUCGCUCUUUAAUUUUGUAGUUUCUACUCAGAAAAUAAAACUCUCAAAUCCUA
Tupaia belangeri chinensis (Chinese tree shrew) is the source of this 2856-nucleotide messenger RNA. It is a transcript of the gene CROT, whose product is annotated as carnitine O-octanoyltransferase. The transcript is spliced from 18 exons. The record is from RefSeq and is a predicted model, not a curated record. Gene Ontology annotation, cellular component: peroxisome. Bases 215 to 2053 code for a protein of 612 amino acids. Gene Ontology annotation, molecular function: carnitine O-octanoyltransferase activity. NCBI's taxonomy places the organism in Eukaryota, Metazoa, Chordata, Mammalia, Scandentia, Tupaiidae.